AUGCUGACUUUACUCCAGCUGAUAAAUGUAUUAUUGUUGACCAGCAUUGGCUCCACUGAUGCAGAGAAACUCUUCCACAGUCGGGAUCAUUCCGAUCUACAGAUCCCCUCCUCUCACCAGGCUGAGUUCAUAACAGACAAGGAUACUGCAGAGGUAUGGCUUCAUAAGACCAGUGAACUGGGAGAGCUCCAGUUUGAAGAAUCAACAGGCCUUUCUAACGAUGAAGACUUUCCUGGCGAGGAAGACCUAUCUGGGAUACAGGAGGGAGACUCAUCGUCACGUGCAGAGACUGAUGACGAUGAUGAUGACGACUCUCCAAAUCCCACUGAAAGCCAAGCCUUCAUCUCAGCUCUCAGAGAGUUCCAGAAGGUGUCCGGCCUGUCUGUCACAGGGCUGUUUUGAUGACGCACCCAGGCUGCCAUGGAACAAGCCUCGGUGUGGGGUCCGGAUAAGGAGACUGAUGAUGCUACUGAUGAAACCCCUCCUCCUACCACUGCUACUGAAGACCUCAUCAGACCCUCUACCACUGCUAUGAUAGACCUCAUCAGAGGCCUCCUCCUACCACUGCUACUGACAGACCUCAUCAGAGCCCUCCUCCUACCACUGCUAAUGACAGACCUCAUCAGCAUCAGAACCGCAUGGCCUCACUGCUGUCUAAGCGGAGGCAGAAGAGACAUGUGGGGAAACGUGCAGGCGGAAACAUUGGCAUUCUCCAAAAUGGUGCUGAAGUGGAGGCUGAUAGGGGAGGGUUACAGCAGUCAGCUGACCAUACAGGACCAGAGGCAUAUCAUCAGCCUGGCCUUCAGGAUGUGGAGCGAGGUGUGUCCUCUGGAGUUUGUAGAGGACACAUCCUCUCCCCUGGAGUUUGUAGACAUCAGCCUGGGUUUUGGCACAGGGAGACACUUGGGAUGCAACCAGAAGUUCGAUGGUACUGGCCGAGAGUUUGCUCACGCCUGGUUUCUGGGAGACAUUCACUUUGAUGACGAUGAACAUUUUACUGCACCGAACACUGGCAGUGGGAUCAGCCUGCUCAAAGUGGCAGUGCAUGAGAUAGGCCACGUCCUGGGCCUGCCUCACGUCUACAGUACUGGCUCCAUUAUGCAACCCAGCUACCUGCCCCAGGAAGCAGGCUUCGAGAACUGGAUGGACAGGAAGGCAUACAGCACCUCUAUGGGCCAGUUCAACACCGUGUUUGACUGGAUCAGGAAGGAGCGUACCCAGUGUGAGGUGGUGAUUCGUUUCAACACCUACUUCAUGAGGGACGGCUGGUACUGGCUCUAUGAGAACAGGACCAACCGAACCCGCUAUGGUGACCGUGCUCUUCAGAUGGGCUGGCACGGCAUACCCACCGACGGGGUCGACGCAUGUGUUCACGUGUGGAACAGGAACACUGAUGCUGUCUACUCUUUUAAAGGCACCCAGUACUGGAGGUAUGACGAUGACAAUGACCAGGUGUUGACAGUGGACCCUGAAGGACACCUCUACCCUAGACUCAUCUCUGACGGUUCCCAGGGUGCCAGUCCUAUAGACACAGCGUUCUAUGACAGGAGGGACUACCACAUCUACUUCUUCAAAGGCCAACAGGUGUAUGUGUUCGACGUGACAGCCAACCGCUUGGCCCCAGGCUUCCCAAGGAAGAUCACAGCUGUGUUCCCAGCAGUAGUGUCUGGGGACCACCCGGGCGGUAACAUAGACGCCGCCUACUUCUCCUACACACACAACGCCGUCUUUCUCUUCAAGGAGACACAGUUCUGGAGGGUGGUGGGGAGGAGCAGAGAGCGCUGGAGGAGACCGUCGCUGCCACGCAACGGCCUGAUGCCACACAGGAAGGUGGAGGAACAGUGGUUUGAUAUUUGUAACGUUCACCCCUCGGCUCUGAAGGUGGCUCGUCGCUGAGAGGGGGGGCUAUGAGGGUACCUCGGCCCUGAAGGUGGCCCGUCGCUGAGAGGGGGGGCUAUGAGGGUACCUCGGCCCUGAAGGUGGCUCGUCACUGAGAGGGGGGCUAUGAGGGUACUGUGGGAUUAGGGGAGCCUGGACCCAGAUCGGUCUGCACUCGUACCAACUCCAAACAUGACACUGGGUGAGGGAGCACAGACUGGCCCUGUAGCUAUGACAACAGAGUUCCCAAAGUGACCGCUGGUUUCACAGUAAACUCACUUAUAUCCUAUUAUAUUAUAGGAUGUAUUAGUCUACAACACAUUUAAUUCAUUAUGAUAACUAUUGUUAACUAUUAUCAACCUUGUACAUGUCAACAAUAUAUAUUUCGUUGUUUCAAAAACAUUGUUGUUAUUUUAAUAGUUUACACAGAGGUCGUUGAA
Molecule: messenger RNA, 2318 nt
Organism: Salvelinus sp. IW2-2015
Lineage: Eukaryota; Metazoa; Chordata; Actinopteri; Salmoniformes; Salmonidae
Source: RefSeq, a predicted model, not a curated record